CAGGGGGCAGCGGCGAGUGGCCCGCGCGGCCGCAUCAUGGAUGGCGAGCUGUGCCGGGCCGCUCCGCUCGCCUGGGCCUCCGAGCGCGCCGGCCACGCGCAGGAUCCAUGAGCCCCGGGCAGCGGCCAGGGGCCUGUGGCUCCCGACGCGGCCGCCAGGUGAUGAGUGAGGCCGGCAGAUCCGAAGAUCCGAAAAGCAGCCGGGGCCUCCGGAUCGAAUGAAGAAGGAGCUGGUGCCGAGACAUCACCAUGAACACGAGCAUUCCUUAUCAACAGAACCCUUACAAUCCCCGGGGCAGUUCCAACGUCAUACAUUGCUACCGAUGUGGAGACACGUGCAAGGGGGAAGUGGUUCGUGUCCACAAUAACCACUUCCACAUCAGAUGCUUCACCUGCCAAGUGUGUGGCUGCGCCCUGGCCCAGUCAGGCUUCUUCUUCAAGAACCAGGAGUACAUCUGCACCCAGGACUACCAGCAACUCUACGGCACCCGCUGUGACAGUUGCCGGGAUUUCAUCACCGGCGAGGUCAUCUCUGCCCUGGGCCGUACCUACCAUCCCAAGUGCUUUGUGUGCAGCCUAUGCAGGAAGCCUUUCCCCAUUGGAGACAAAGUGACUUUCAGCGGGAAAGAAUGCGUGUGUCAGACGUGCUCCCAGUCCAUGGCCAGCAAUAAACCCAUCAAGAUUCGUGGACCAAGCCACUGUGCUGGGUGCAAGGAGGAGAUCAAGCACGGCCAGUCACUCCUGGCGCUGGACAAGCAGUGGCACGUGAGCUGUUUCAAAUGCCAGACGUGCAGCGUCAUCCUCACCGGAGAGUAUAUCAGCAAGGAUGGCGUGCCCUACUGCGAGUCCGACUACCACGCCCAGUUUGGCAUCAAGUGCGAGACUUGUGACCGAUACAUCAGCGGCAGGGUCUUGGAGGCAGGAGGGAAGCACUACCACCCCACCUGUGCCCGAUGUGUCCGCUGCCACCAGAUGUUCACCGAAGGGGAGGAAAUGUACCUCACAGGUUCUGAGGUUUGGCACCCCAUCUGCAAACAGGCAGCUCGGGCGGAGAAGAAGUUAAAGCAUAGACGGACAUCCGAAACCUCCAUCUCACCUCCUGGAUCCAGCAUUGGGUCACCCAAUCGAGUCAUCUGCGCCAAGGUGGAUAACGAGAUCCUUAAUUACAAAGACCUGGCAGCCCUCCCCAAGGUCAAGUCCAUCUACGAGGUUCAACGUCCCGACCUCAUUUCCUACGAACCUCAUUCCAGAUACACGUCUGACGAGAUGUUGGAGCGGUGUGGCUAUGGAGAGUCGCUGGGAACCUUAUCUCCCUACUCCCAGGACAUCUACGAGAACCUGAGUCUCCGACAGAGGCGGGCCUCCAGCCCCGGGUACAUCGACUCGCCCACCUACAGCCGGCAGGGCAUGUCCCCCACCUUCUCCCGCUCACCUCACCACUACUACCGCUCUGGGCCCGAGAGUGGCCGGAGCUCUCCUUACCAUAGCCAGUUAGACGUCAGGUCUUCCACGCCGACCUCUUACCAGGCCCCCAAACACUUCCACAUCCCAGCUGGAGAGAGCAACAUCUACCGGAAACCCCCAAUCUACAAACGGCAUGGUGAUCUGUCAACAGCCACCAAGAGCAAAACAAGUGAGGACAUCAGCCAGGCCUCCAAGUACAGCCCAGCCUACUCCCCAGACCCCUACUAUGCUGCGGAAUCUGAGUUCUGGACCUACCAUGGGUCCCCCAAAGUGCCCCGAGCCAGAAGAUUCUCAUCUGGUGGAGAAGAAGAUGAUUUUGACCGCAGCAUGCACAAGCUCCAGAGUGGGAUUGGCCGGCUGAUCCUGAAGGAAGAGAUGAAAGCCCGGUCCAGCUCCUACACUGACCCCUGGACACCGCCCCGGAGCUCCACCAGCAGCCGGGAGGCACUGCACAUGGCUGGCUAUGACAUGUCCCUCAAUGGCUCUCCUCGGUCCCACUACCUGGCUGACAGUGAUCCCCUCAUUUCCAAAUCGGCCUCCCUGCCUGCCUAUAGAAGAAACGGGCUGCACAGGACGCCCAGCGCUGACCUCUUCCACUACGAUAGCAUGAACGCCGUCAACUGGGGCAUGCGAGAGUACAAGGUAAAGAGGAUGCAGAGCCCCACGGGGUCUCGGGACCUGGGGAGCCACUACGUUUGGGAACCAGCAGAAGCAGCAACGCUGUCUCUGGGAGGAAGAGAGCACCAGAGCCCCCAAAUCUACCCAUAUGAGCUGCUGCUGGUCACCACAAGAGGAAGAAAUCGGCUCCCCAAGGACGUGGACCGGACCCGCUUAGAGCGCCACCUGUCCCAGGAAGAGUUCUACCAGGUCUUCGGCAUGACCAUCUCGGAGUUUGACCGGCUGGCGCUCUGGAAGAGGAACGAGCUCAAGAAGCAAGCCCGGCUGUUCUAGGCAGAGGCCCUCAGCCUCUGCGCGUUCACAUAAGGAACCACGUCAGAUCCCUCUCCUCAAGCUCCGUGUAGCCCUCUCCUGUGUAAUGGGGCGUCUGCCUGCCACAAGAUUUGCUUUCCUGUAGUGCCAGGCCAGCCCAUGCCAGCCAGGUAUUUUUAUGCUCCUCACGUUCUCUUUUCUAAGUGCUCUGGGGUGUGGGAAGGGAUUAUAGGGGAUGCCCAUGCUUCACGAGAGAUCCUGUUUUGUACUGCAACACCGUCCUAACUUGCGUUCCCGGAGACCCGACUCUCUUGCUUCAAGGAGGUGUCUGAAGGAAUCUCCCAUCUCUCUGAGUUGUGGCCCAGCCUUGUGGGGCCUGUGGUGACUGUGGCCACCCUUUAUUGGCCCCAGAGGGGCCCUCCUAGGAGAAUAUCCGCAGGCAUCUCGCCCAGUCACUGAACACCUCUGAGGACCGUGAAGAACUUUCUUAUCACCCCCUGUGUAGGAGCUGGGGGGUUCCCCGGGGGUGUUGCCACAUAAAGGGCAGGCCCCAGGUCAUCAGAGCAGUGAAGAGAGGUAGACAGGGCCUUGGCCUUUCUGCUGCUCUUCGGUUAUCCUCCCUCGCCCCUGGAUCCCAACCUCUCCUGAUCCAAAGCCACAGCUCACGGUAGAGAAGGAAAGGCAAGGCAGCUCCUGGCCCACGCCACCUCCAGCUGAUCUCUUCGGACUCCAAACCAGCAGGGUGAAGUGGGGGGCAGGAGCGAGAGGGAGGGGGCCUUGUUUGGAUGGAGCUGCAGGACCACUUAGAACCUCCUUGGGGCUCCCUGGCCAGGCACCUCCUGGCCCAUGCCCUCCUGGAGAGAGGUCUGUCUUUGCAGCCUGUAUUCUUCAGCCUUACUACAAUCUACGUGCCUGACAACUCAACACAGCACAGGGCUAACGCUUCCACCAGAGCUCCAACCGACCAACCAGACACACAACCUCCAACCACCCCUCUGAUAGUAAUCUGGACCAGAGCCCACCCUCCCCCCCCACCUCCCGCCCUACCCCAGUCUUCAACUCUCACUGACCAUAUUCAUGGCUGUCAUGAGUCACAGUCGUGAAUGGCUUUCAGAAGAAUGGCUGCUCGUGAGGCCCAAGAAUGAAGCAUUGGCCAACUCUGCUCCCGGUCAACUUGGAUGUCCCCAGGCUGCCUUUCCUGCCUCCUCACCUGCUGGAACAGUGGUGACAGUGGAACCUCCCCACACCUUGAGCCCCAAGCGGGUGGUGUCUGAUGGGGUCUGCUCCUUCUUGGAGGUGCCUUGAAGUCGUGGAGGAAGUAUGAGGAUGUAGAAAUUAACCGUAGUGAGUCUCGAGAGGCUGGCGAUGUCACCUGGCAAGUGUAAAACUAACUUCAGCAACCCCUCACUGAGCACCUGCUGUCUGCUGGACAGAGGGUGGGAGAUGGGAACACUGGGAUGGUCCACAAGGGCACUGGUCCAGGGACAUGCCAGCUGAUGAUGGGUCUCCUAAGGAUGUACUCAAACACAUUGAUUGUAAAGUAGAAAAUGAUAGAAGAGGGCUUGAGAAAGUGUGUGACAUUGCUGUAAAGGUCAUUGGUGCAAGCCAAGGAAAGCUUUCUGGAAGAGGCUGCGUUUUUGAGCUAAGUUCAGAAAGGAACUGUAUGAACUAGAAGGAAACUGCUGCAAAGGGGUAACGGGAUGAGGGUCUGGCAGGGAGGUCUAUGUAAUCUAAUCUCAGAUGUCAACCCUCUCUGCAACUUCUCUUCUUGGCCAAUGUCUUUCAACCUUCCUGAUCCUGUAGAAAUGUCCCAGCCAGAUCAAUCAUUGACACUGCCUCAUAAUCACUGGUUGAAAAUUUGGCAAAAUUAAAGAGCUUUUGUUAUUGUUGUUGGAUAUUUUUUUUGUUUCCCAUAAAAGCACAUAAUUCAACCCAA
Sorex fumeus (smoky shrew) is the source of this 4329-nucleotide messenger RNA. It is a transcript of the gene ABLIM3, whose product is annotated as actin binding LIM protein family member 3. Gene Ontology annotation, biological process: cytoskeleton organization; lamellipodium assembly; cilium assembly. The coding region runs from base 249 to 2414 and encodes 721 amino acids. Gene Ontology annotation, cellular component: stress fiber; actin cytoskeleton. The record is from RefSeq and is a predicted model, not a curated record. The transcript is spliced from 24 exons. Lineage: Eukaryota; Metazoa; Chordata; Mammalia; Eulipotyphla; Soricidae. Gene Ontology annotation, molecular function: actin filament binding.